UCUGCUCUCCCUUCGUCCCAUUGCUUCACUUAUAGUACCAGCUUGCUUCACUUUUCAGAAAGCUACCAUGAACAUAUGUGGUGGUCCUCGAUAUCUUGGUGGACGAAGGGGCUUCUCCUCUGUUUCUGUCACUGGUGGCCUGGGUGGUGGUCGAGGCAGCUGUGCUCCUAUGUGCCAGCCAGUUGCAAGGACGCAGGGAGCUGGUGGCUACUCCAGCGUGAGCCUUAAUAACUUUGGUGGUGGAGGUCGAAGGAUUGCUUGUGGUCAGGGCUAUGGAGGACAAAUCUAUGGUGGUAUUGGUGGUAUGGGCAUGGGCGGUCAAGGCAUGGGCAUGGGUGGACAAGGCAUGGGCAUGGGUGGACAAGGCAUGGUUAUGGGUGGUCAAGGCAUGGGCAUGGGUGGACAAGGCAUGGUUAUGGGUGGUCAAGGCAUAGGUAUUGGUGCUCAAGGCAUGGGCAUGGGUGGUCAAGGCAUAGCCAUGGGUGGUCAAGGCAUGGGCAUGGGUGGUCAAGGCAUGGGCAUGGGUGGUCAAGGGUGUCAGGGUGGCUUUGCAGGUUAUGGUAGGAUGGGAGGUUUGGGUGGCGGCAUGCCAUGCAGAGGCGAAGGGAUCCGAGGUGUCUCGAUGGAUGAACGCCUCUUGAAGCCACUUUCGGUUGGAGUUGAUCCAGAGGAGCAGAAAGCACGCACACAUGAGAAAGAGGAGAUGAAGACCUUGAACAACCAGUUUGCCUGCUUCAUCGAUAAGGUCCGAUCCCUGGAGCAGCAGAAUAAGGUGCUUGCCACCAAGUGGGAGCUUCUGCACCAGUGUGUCCAACCUGCAAGGAAGAACCUUGAAGGCUACUAUGAGAAUUUCCUGGCCGCACUUAAGAAGCAGCUAGAAUGCCUCUUGAGUGAGAGACAGAAACUGCAACAUGAACAGAAGAACAUGCAGGAACUGGUAGAGGACUACAGGUCAAAAUAUGAAGAGGAAGUCAAUAGGCGCACAUCAGCAGAAAAUGAAUUUGUGGUGCUCAAAAAGGAUGUUGACAGCGUAUUCCUCACCAAGGAGGAACUAGAAUCCAAAGUAGAUGUGUUGGCACAAGAGUUGGAAGUCCUGAGAUGUGUCUUUGCAGAGGAGUUGGCUCAGUUCGACCACCAGAUUGGUGACACCUCGGUGGUUCUGAAAAUGGACAACACGCGAGACUUGGACAUGGACCUCAUCCUUAAAAACGUAGAAGCCUGGUAUCAGAAUAUUGCUCAUACCAGCAAACAAGAAGCCGAAGCUUUUUACCACAACAAGAUUGCAGAAAUGCAGAACCAUCGGGGCAAAUUCAACGAAGAGCUUAAAUGCAACCAGCAUGAGAUCACAGAGCUGAACAGAGUGAUCCAGAGGCUGCAUAGCGAUACUGACAAUGCAAAGAAGCAGGUUGCAAGCCUGCAGUCAGCUAUCUGCGAUGCUGAGCAGCGUGGUGACAUUGCCCUAAAAGAUGCACGGAGCAAGCAUGUUGAACUGCAGACAGCCUACCAGCAGGCCAAAGAUAAAUUAGCUUGCCUGCUUCGUGAUUAUCAAGAGCUGCUAAACACCAAGCUGGCUUUGGAUAUUGAGAUUGCUACUUAUAAAGCAAUGUUGGAAGGAGAGGAGAACAGGAUAUGCACAGGGAACCCUGUCAGCGUUGCUAUGGUGAGUGGCGGCUUCCCGGUUGGCGAAUGUGCACCUGGAGCUGGAAUGGCCUUUGGAGCUGCUGUAGGAAGAGGCGUAGAACAUGGAGUUGGUGCCUACGGCGGCGUUGGGGAUGGGUUCAGCUCUGGAAGUGCAGGAUGCGUCCACACAAUGGGCUCCCGAACUGCAGCUGGCUCAGUAGGCAGAGCGGCCGGUGUUGGUUAUGGGAUUGGACAUAGCGCUGGAGUAGGAGUUGCAGGAGGGUUCAGUUCCAGAAGCGGAGGCUACGCUUCGAGCAUUACUACCGCUAAGCACGAGGUGACCUCUGGGGGUGGGAGACACAGCUCAGGCAUUUCUACAGAAGGGAGUUGUGGGGGUGGCCACCAUGGUGGGAUCCACCAUGCAGUAGGGGGAGCCGGAGGAAUUAGCUCCUCUGGGAGCGGGGGCUAUGGGGUUGGAGUGCAGAACUUGGCUGCUGGGGGGGCUUAUGGCACCGGGUCUGGUGGAGGCAUGCUAUCAGCUAUAUAUGGCGGUUCUCGAGGGGACUGCACCACCGGUGUUAGAAAUGUGCAUGUAACAUCCGUCAGUUCUUCAUCCAGAAAAUGCCUCCACUGA
Messenger RNA from Podarcis muralis (Common wall lizard), 2254 nucleotides. RefSeq names its product keratin, type II cytoskeletal cochleal-like. NCBI's taxonomy places the organism in Eukaryota, Metazoa, Chordata, Lepidosauria, Squamata, Lacertidae. The record is from RefSeq and is a predicted model, not a curated record. Gene Ontology annotation, molecular function: structural constituent of skin epidermis. Gene Ontology annotation, cellular component: keratin filament. Gene Ontology annotation, biological process: intermediate filament organization; keratinization.